Messenger RNA from Tarenaya hassleriana, 492 nucleotides. RefSeq names its product arabinogalactan peptide 20. The transcript has 2 exons. The record is from RefSeq and is a predicted model, not a curated record. Bases 117 to 332 code for a protein of 71 amino acids. Lineage: Eukaryota; Viridiplantae; Streptophyta; Magnoliopsida; Brassicales; Cleomaceae.
CUCCAAUAGAUUUCUCCUCCGUCUCUGCAGAUACUCUCACCGGAGUUUUUCUUGCAGAGAUCCCUUCGCUCUUUUUUUUUUUUUUACGUAAAAUCUUGCCGGAGCGAAAUCCAGAGAUGGCGUCGAGGACUUCCCUUGCCGUGUUUGCCUUGUUCGCCUUCAUCUUCUCCGUCGUCUCGCCUCUCGCCGGCGCUCAGUCAGCCCCUGCUCCGGCUCCCACAAGCGAUGGGACAGCGAUUGAUCAGGGGAUAGCGUAUUUGCUAAUGGUGUUGGCGUUGGUGCUGACGUACCUCAUUCACCCCCUGGAUGCGUCUUCCUACAGCUUCUUCUGAAUUGCGGGUCAUUGUUGAUGUUUGGGGUUUUGGCUUUCUGGAUCCAUCCAGGCUCCUACAAUGUGAAAACUGAGGUCAUUUGUUUAUGAUUGGUGUGAUUCCUGGAUUCUGGUUCCGGAGAUUGUUAUUUGAUCAGAGAUUAUUGUUCCUUCUUCCUCCA